AUGGCCAAAAAAUCAUCUGAACAACCUACCCAGACCCUAGAUAAGAACGGCCAAGAAAUCAAAAGUGUUGGCUUCCAACGCUUUGGGUUCGACUGUGAGGUGUCCCUUGACGCCCUCCGAUCACUGUAUCUUCGAUCCCACUAUGUGGUCUCAGUUUCUGAGUCCCAGGUUCAGGAGCUGGAUGCAAAGGAAGAGGAAGGACGCGGGUAUCUGACGCAAGGCCCCAAUGCCUACCAGUCCAAGUCAAUCUUCCAUCCAGACACACAGUCAAUCUCGUACACGACCCUUUCUCGCUUCGCCCCAGUUAAGCUUUUACCUCCCUCAUCAAGGAAGCGAGUUCUUGUCACUGGGGGUGCUGGUUUCGUCGGUUCUCAUCUUGUCGAUCGUCUCAUGCUCUUGGGCCACGAGGUUACCGUCCUGGAUAACUUCUUCACUGGUUCAAAGACCACCGUGAGUCACUGGGUUGGUCACCCAAACUUUGAAUUAGUCCGUCACGACGUUGUGGAGCCCUUCAUGAUCGAGUGCGAUCAAAUAUACCAUCUUGCUUGUCCCGCAUCUCCUCCACACUAUCAGUUCAAUGCCGUGAAAACCAUCAAAACUUCUUUCAUAGGCACGUUGAACAUGCUCGGCUUAGCCAAGCGCACGAAGGCUAGAUUCCUUAUUAGUAGCACAUCCGAAGUGUAUGGUGACCCUGAAGUUCAUCCUCAACCGGAAGAUUACUGGGGUCACGUCAACCCGAUAGGCCCUCGCGCCUGCUAUGAUGAGGGUAAACGUGUUGCGGAAACUCUCACAUAUGGCUUCCAUCAUCAAGAUGGCGUGGAUGUUCGGGUUGCGCGUAUCUUUAACACUUACGGUCCCCGAAUGAACCCUCACGAUGGCCGUGUGGUGUCCAACUUCAUCGUCCAAGCCCUGCGCGGCGAGGAUAUGACCGUUUACGGAGAUGGCACGCAGACUCGUUCCUUCCAGUACAUCCACGACCUCAUCGAUGGCCUGAUUGCCCUCAUGAACUCCGAUGAGUCGCGCCCAGUCAACAUCGGUAACGGUGACGAAUUCACUAUUGGUGAAUUCGCAGAACUCGUUCGCGAGAUUGUAGAGAAAGUGCAAGAGGAAGAUGGCAUCAAGCCCGCGCGCCGCGUGCAGAUUGUUUACAAGCCAAUCCCGACUGAUGAUCCUCAGAAGAGGCGCCCUGAUACGACCAGGGCAAAGAACAGCCUGGGGUGGCAACCCCGCUGGUCAGUGCGGAUGGGCUUGGAAGAGAUGGUCCGAUACUAUAAGGCUAAGAUGUCAGAAGGGAGCAUGUAA
This is a messenger RNA of Suillus fuscotomentosus, 1302 nucleotides long. RefSeq lists its product as uncharacterized. The coding region runs from base 1 to 1302 and encodes 433 amino acids. Gene Ontology annotation, molecular function: UDP-glucuronate decarboxylase activity; NAD+ binding. Lineage: Eukaryota; Fungi; Basidiomycota; Agaricomycetes; Boletales; Suillaceae. Gene Ontology annotation, cellular component: cytoplasm. Gene Ontology annotation, biological process: D-xylose metabolic process. The record is from RefSeq and is a predicted model, not a curated record. The transcript has 7 exons.